Molecule: messenger RNA, 999 nt
Organism: Coccinella septempunctata (seven-spotted ladybird)
Lineage: Eukaryota; Metazoa; Arthropoda; Insecta; Coleoptera; Coccinellidae
Gene: mRpL44
Product: 39S ribosomal protein L44, mitochondrial
Exons: 5
Coding region: 88-957 (289 amino acids)
Biological process (GO): RNA processing
Molecular function (GO): double-stranded RNA binding; ribonuclease III activity
Source: RefSeq, a predicted model, not a curated record
UCACAGAACAUAAAAUUGACCUGUGAUUCUGUGGGUGAAAAAAAAACUGCUAACCUCAAAAAAUUGUUUAUUUUCAGACUAAUAAAAAUGUUUCUCUUCAGAAAUUCAGCUAGAAGUUUGAAUAAACUUGGCCAAAUCUCAAUAUUCAACAAUAGAAUAGGUGAAAGACAAAUUAAACGUUGGGUGGCACCAACUCUUAGGGAAUUGAAGAGACGAAAGGAUAAACUUGGUGAGGAGAAGCCGUCUCCAAGGUCUUCAUUUUUAGAAUGGAAUUAUGAGGCAGAAGUAUAUGCUUUUGGUAAAAGGUUAGGAGAGAAUUUUGAUCGGGAACUCUUGAAGAGGGCACUUAUCCAUAGGUCUUACGCUAAUGUGAAAAAAGACGAGGGUCAAGAAAUUGAACAUAACAGUGAACUGAUUGAACAGGGAAGUCAAAUAAUCAAUGAGUUUUUGAGAGAGGAAUUUAGUAAAAUCUAUACAGAUGAUGUAACCAAUGCAUUAAUCAAAUAUUUAACUUCUGAUAGUGUGCUUAGUCAUGUUGCUAAACAUUUGGGUCUUACAGAUUUAAUAUUCACAUCUGAAUUUCCAGUGGAAGAAGCAACACUAGCGGAUACUUUCAAAGCCAUCAUUGCAGCUCUGGAACUCUCAGACAACCUUGAGAGGUCUCAAAAAUUCAUCAAAGACUUCCUGUUAGUCCAACUGAAUGGAAAAACGGUAUUCGAUAUUUGGGAACCAGAGAAUCCAGUGGAUUACUUGAAUAACUUGUUGAAAAAACAAGGAGUUGGAGAGUUUGAAGCCAGACUUUGUAAUGAGUCAGCAUCAAAUACAAUUCUUGCCAAUUACCAAGUUGGUCUUUACUCGAACGAUAAAAAAUUAUUGGGUAUAGGUUGGGGAGAAAACGUAGAUAUUGCAAAGAAUACAGCAGCAUUGGAUGCAAUCAGGAGAUUAUGUAACCUUUAAUGAUGUUAUUCAAUAAAUUUGUAAAUAUAGUUAUACAAGGUU